Prorocentrum cordatum is the source of this 1016-nucleotide messenger RNA. The record is from the annotation of a GenBank genome assembly. Lineage: Eukaryota; Dinophyceae; Prorocentrales; Prorocentraceae.
GCGGAUCAAAACGAUCCCGAGGAGGGAGGACAGGGAGCGAGAACAGGGAGAACAGGGCGAGGAAGGCGCACGAGUAUGAUGAUGAGGAGGACGAGCAGGAGAGGUAGUACAAGGGUGUCGGCGAUGAGGCCCUCCUCAUCUGGGCUGUCCACCAGCAUCGGGAUGGCCCCGAAUUGCGCCGCGGUCUGCAAGCACAUCCUGGCUGACGUCCAGGCAGAAUACGUGAUCCAUGCCCACUUGCUUCUUGAGCCAAGCCACGGCGUAGAUGCCCAGCAACCCGGCUCCCUGAACCACUGCGCUGUUGUUGGACCCGAAUCUAGGCAGUCUGGCCACAUGUCCAGAGAAUUCACGACGGUGGCCAGCGCGCAGUUCGCGGGCGAGGCCACCCGGGACGGCAGGCCCCCGGGCAGCUGCACCACGUGGGUGCCGCGGCGCAGCAGUGCCUCCCUGGAUGUGCGUCGCGUAAGUGCCGUUGAGCCCAGUGCCGUCGUCCACGCGACGGUGGCCGUACUUCAUGAGGCCAACGCACUUCUGCGGCAGCUUGUGCAGCGUGCACUCGGGACAGACAGCCGCAGGAGUCCGCCACGGAGAACGUGACGCGGUCGCCCUCCCGCAGCUUCCAGCCCUGCUUCCGCGGCGGGCUCCCGCUGAAGAUGUCGCUGCCCAUGCGCUCGAUGUAGCCCACGCCCUCGUGCCCCAGGACCAGCGGGACCGCGGUCCUGCCGCUUCCCUGCGAUUGUGUGGAGGUCACUGCCGCAGAUCGUGGCGCACUCGAGCCGCACGAGGAGCUCGCCCUCCCGCAGCCUGCACCAGGAAAUUCUGACCGCACCGGCCCGUCCUACGCCCACGCCGUGGAACACGGCGGCGACCGCGGUGGAAUGCCGCCUCUGCGCGGUGGCCGGCCGCCCCCCGGCAGGCCCGCUGGCCGCGCCGCGGACCAGGGGCGCCAGCCUGCGCAGCGGCUGCAUGGCCCGGGACGCCGCUUCGCGGCGCGCGCCGGAACAACCGGACGGGCU